This is a messenger RNA of Cajanus cajan (pigeon pea), 871 nucleotides long. RefSeq names its product pectinesterase inhibitor 3. Gene Ontology annotation, molecular function: enzyme inhibitor activity. The record is from RefSeq and is a predicted model, not a curated record. NCBI's taxonomy places the organism in Eukaryota, Viridiplantae, Streptophyta, Magnoliopsida, Fabales, Fabaceae. Gene Ontology annotation, biological process: negative regulation of catalytic activity.
CUCACAAACUAAUUACACUCUCCUUCCUCUGUUUUCUUUCUCAUACAAUGCAAACCAACACUCUCGCCAUCACAGUACUCUCCGCUUAUUUUCUCUUGUUGCUGUGUGCACCAAGCGCCGCCGCGGCCAGGGCGGCGCGAGACCCGCUCCGGUCAUGGUGCGCGCAGGCCAGGUACCCCAGCCUCUGCGUGGAAACCCUCUCGAACUUCUCCAACAGCUCGGCGAAGCCCUUGGAGCUGGCACAAGCCGGCGUGAAGGUGACCCUGGGGCGCACGCGCAGCCUCUCCCUCUACCUCAGGACGCUCAAGUCACGCACCUUCGGGAAGAGGCAGCGAGUUGCGCUCAGCGACUGCGUCAACCAGGUCUCUGACUCGGUCACUCAGCUGAGCAGGACGUUGAACGAGUUGCAGCACCUCCACGCCCCGACCUUCCAGUGGCAGAUGAGCAACGCCCAGACGUGGACCAGCGCCGCCCUCACCAACGGCGACGCUUGCCUCGACGGCUUCAGCUCCGCCCCCGAGAGCCUCAAGAUGGAGUUCAAGCGUAGGCUCACCGACGUGGCCAUGCUCACCAGUAACGCGCUGUAUCUCAUCACUCGCCUCGGUCAUACCACCAAUUCCCGAAACUGAUCCUCUCCGUCCAUCUCGAUCAACCCCCUUUUUUUUUCACCUUUUAUAAAUAGGGACGACGAAGUGUUUGCAGUGUAAGCUUUGGGUUUUGGUUUUUGCUACGACGGUGACGUGUAAUUAAAUCAACGUUUACGUACUAGUAUUUCUAAUAUGUCAUGGCUUACCUCUGUUUUUGCUUAAUCUGAAUGUGUAAUGGUGUCUCAGAAAAGUUAAUAAAACCUAACUUUAGUUAUUUUGUACUA